UGACAUCUUGAGGCUGUUGUGCUCCCUCCAUAUACCUCUCCACUGCUCCACCUACCUACAAACUGUGGGGCUCCUUCUGCUCUCUUUGCCAUGCAGAAAUGCUGCAGAUCUUGAACUGACUUGCCCUGUUUGCUGGGAACUCCUGGAAAUGCUCUCAGUGUUUGUUUGGUUUCCCUGGGUUGAUCGUAAACACUGAUAUGGCCAUUUCUAUCUCUCUCCAGUGUCUGGGACUCAUCAUACUCGCUGCAGUCCUCCUCCAGACCAUCGCGGUUGCCAUCAGUUUUCUGUACUUCAACAAAGUCCUGAACACGAUGCAGGAGAGCUUCUCUCGGAGCAGUGUGUCCUGUCUGAUGAAUGCAAAUCUGCGCUCUGAUUUUAAAUAUCCCGCAGAGGAUGAGAAGAAGAGCGACCCCUGCUGGCAAGUCACGCAACAGCUCCACUACCGCAUUGAGAAGACAAUGGCGGACAGGUUCCAGAAGGAGAUAUCCACUGCUAUGCGAAACAAGUUGACAGGAGUGCUACCUAUCCUGACCCCUGCGGUCCCUCUUCCUGAAGUCGCUGCCCAUGUGACCGGCAUCACCUCCUCCAGAGAGCCUCCAGCAGCAGAGGGUUCGCGGAGCAGCAGGGGGUAUCUGGGGGAGCGUAUCAGAGCGUGGGAGGGCCAGCGAGGUCUCUCUUUCCUGCAGAAUAUGGAGCUGAGAGGGGGGGAGCUGCUGGUGCCCCGGGCAGGCCUCUACUACAUCUACGCCCAAACCUACUUCAGACUUCCUUCCACGGGGGAGACAGAGGGGGAGUCUGGGGAGGCGAAGGAGGAGGAGGGAGCGCAGCUUGUCCAGUACAUCUACAAGAAGAUGAGUUCAUACCCGGUGCCCAUCCUGCUCAUGAAAUCAUCUCGAAGUGCCUGCUGGCCUCGGGGUCAGGAGCCCGGCCUCUUCUCCCUGCACCAGGCUGGCACUGCCCACCUACAGCCCGCCGACCGCCUUUUCAUCACCGUCAGCAACGCCACCACCAUGGAGAUGGACGGGAGGGCGAGCUACUUUGGGGCCUUCCUGGUGGGCUAAAGAGAGAACCUCAUGUACAGGUGUCCCGGACUGGCGCCUGACUGGAAGUGGAUAUUUGACAGAGUGGGAGCCUGAGGUCAUGGGUUUGCUUGAUCGUGUGCCCGACCCGUUUCCGAGGUUAUGGGCUGUAGUGGAAGGAUGGACUGUGAGGAGUGGAGAGGAGCUUCCUCAGGGCUGUGGAGUUAUAGAGACAUAACUGAGCUGCAGCAGCAGACUCACUGUCGCCCAGCGUGGUGAGAAAGAUGAGCAUUUUGAUGUGUUUGAUACCCUCACACAGGGUAUCAAUUCUGUAAGGAGGAUCUCACCAUCUAAAUAACUACUUUUAAGACAGCAUGUGAUGGCACAAACAUGAUCUGCAAGUCAUGGGUGGAAUGGGUGGCACUCUAAAUGCAGAUUAAAUGCUGUGCAGUGAUAUGUGAAUGGCUAGUAUUGAAUCCCAGAGUGGGCUGUUUGGCCUGCAGGUCUGAACAGACAUUUAGGUUGCCGCCCAUGGGAAAACAUUGUGAUGUUGGACACUUGACGGUUAACCUUUAUCAAAAACUUUAUCAAAAACUGCCAUACGACGGGAUUUUAUCAGGACUUCUGUGUCCAGAUAAUGAGAAUCAAGCUUCUUUAUGUUCAUGUUUACAGCAUGUGUGCUUGAAUUUCCUCUUUGUGCAAUGUGUUCAAUGUGUUGAUUUAUGAGAAUGAAUAUGAACUAAAGUGGUUUCUGGGACUUGGCAGGUUAUCUCAACUCUACACUUUUAGAUAGGGAAACUUGUUUUUGUCCAAGUCUCAAUACAGGGCUACUAGAUAUAUUCAGUUUCCUACUAUUCCCUGCUCUUAAUUUAUUGCCCUAAUUUGAUGAAUUUAGGUGGAGUUCACUGUCAUGAAUGGUGAUGGUGGCCAGGCAAAAAGGCUAGUUGCUCUGCUGCUACAGCUGUCUGAAUUGUUUAUCUUCCAGACUCCAGUGAACCAUGUAAAACGACAGUGUGUUUACAGUGUGUAAAAUUGGUAGUCAUACAUUUUUUCCAGGACUGAAAUGUUUUUUUUUUUUUUUGGUAGUAUUCCAAAAAUGUGUGCUUUGGAAAUCACCAAACUUAGUUCUUCCUUAUUUUUUUCAAUAUGCACAGGCGCAACUUUUUAUCCACUGCUGUGUGUUUUCAGGUAUAAAAAAUAAA
Myripristis murdjan (pinecone soldierfish) is the source of this 2221-nucleotide messenger RNA. Its product is annotated as tumor necrosis factor ligand superfamily member 10-like. Lineage: Eukaryota; Metazoa; Chordata; Actinopteri; Holocentriformes; Holocentridae. The transcript has 6 exons. Gene Ontology annotation, biological process: immune response. The coding region runs from base 198 to 1061 and encodes 287 amino acids. The record is from RefSeq and is a predicted model, not a curated record. Gene Ontology annotation, molecular function: tumor necrosis factor receptor binding. Gene Ontology annotation, cellular component: membrane.